AUGGUGGUCUCGGCCAUCGCCAUGCCCUUUGUCGGGCGCCUCGUGGACCGCUGGAGCUUGCGCGGCACCAUCGCCAUCGGAGCGGCCAUAGGCGCUGUCGGUCUCGUCCUGAUGGGGCAGGUCCACUAUUCCUGGCAGGUCUUCCUUGUGUACGGCGUCGUCUACGCUUUGGGCAACUCCGGCACCUCCAUCUCCCCUGUCAUGGUCAUGGUCAGCCAGUGGUUUGUCGAAAGGCGUGGGGUCGCCACCAGCAUGGCCGUAUCGGGAAACGCCAUCGGUCAGCUCUUCAUCGUCGGCGCGCUGGCCUCGCUGCUGGUAACUAUAGGAUGGCGAUCAUCCUAUACCAUCCUCGCGGUAGCCAACAUUGCGGUCCUGCUGCCUCUGACGCUAUUGAUCGUGCGUCCGGGCCCCCCCGCCCCAGCCGAGACACCAUCAAUUGAGUCGGGCAACGAACCGCCCCCUCAACCCCUGACAUUCGGCCAGGCGUUGGCCUCAAGGCCGUUCCUGCUCCUCGUGGGCAUCUACACCAUCUGCGGGUUCCAGGAUUUCUUCGUCGCCACCCACAUCGUGGCAUUCGCCCAGGACCAGGGUGUCGGCGAUGUACUCGCCGGGAACCUGCUGGCAUGGAUGGGCGUGAUGGGGUUGCUGGGCGUUCUCGCGGCCGGAUUCAUGGCCGACGCCUUCGGGGCUUCCCGUCCCACGGCGGUGUGCUUCAUCAUGCGCAUCGGCAUCUUCGCCCUGAUCUUGCUGGCGCAGGACACCCCGGCCAUUCUGGCAUUCGGCCUGCUCUACGGGUUCACCUUUCUGAUCACCGCGCCGCUGACUGUGGUGUUCCUCGGCAAUAUUUACGGUCCCCACCGCUUGGGCACGCUAACUGGAACCAUCUCCAUGAUCCACCAGAUAACGGGCGGCCUUGGCGCCCUCGCCGGAGGAUGGAUCUACGACUCUACGGGCAAUUACAACUUGGCGUUCGUCCUGAUGCUGGCCCUUUCCCUCGCCGCCACAGCCUUGACUUUGGUGGUGCGCGAGCCGCUCAGAAGGCGCCGGAUUCCCCUGGGCGCGGCUGUCUGCUAG
Geodia barretti is the source of this 1074-nucleotide messenger RNA. Lineage: Eukaryota; Metazoa; Porifera; Demospongiae; Tetractinellida; Geodiidae. The record is from the annotation of a GenBank genome assembly.